AUGUCGGGCAAGCUGAUCAUGAAGCGCAAGCGUGCGGAUCAGCACAGCAGAAGAGAGCACGAGCAGCAGCCGGAGGAGCGCCCACAACAGCAACAACAGCAGCAGCAGCAUCCACAACAUCAGGAAGAGGUAGAAGAGCAAGGAGGACCGGAGAAGCGCCACCGACCCUUGACCCCACCUGCCGAGCAGCCAGCAGAGGGAUACGAGGAAGAUUCCCCCAACAGAAUUUUGCUCGAGGCCCUGCAGAAGAUCAUGGAGCUGCAGUCGGAGCUGGAUGCCUUCGAGCAGGACCUGGACGAGCGCGAUGGCUACCAAGCAGCGGUGGCUGACGAGGAGGAGGAUGACCAGGAAGGAGAGAGCCUUGACGAUGACAACCUGGACGCCGAGGUGGCUGCCCAGUUCGCACCACCCACUCCUGGCCAGCGCAGCCAGGCCGAGGCUCUUGGUUUCGCCAUGUGCGCCCGAGAGACUCUCCUCUUCCUACAGAGCGAGGGCAUCCCCACCGAGUCGCCGCUGUACCAGACUCUCCUCGGAAAGCUAGUAGGCCAGAGCGAUGGCCUACUGCACGCCUAA
Molecule: messenger RNA, 573 nt
Organism: Drosophila persimilis
Lineage: Eukaryota; Metazoa; Arthropoda; Insecta; Diptera; Drosophilidae
Product: probable serine/threonine-protein kinase fhkB
Exons: 1
Coding region: 1-573 (190 amino acids)
Source: RefSeq, a predicted model, not a curated record